Chinchilla lanigera (long-tailed chinchilla) is the source of this 1589-nucleotide messenger RNA. RefSeq names its product SET and MYND domain containing 2 (gene Smyd2). Gene Ontology annotation, cellular component: nucleus. Gene Ontology annotation, molecular function: protein binding. Bases 1 to 1260 code for a protein of 419 amino acids. The record is from RefSeq and is a predicted model, not a curated record. The transcript is spliced from 13 exons. Lineage: Eukaryota; Metazoa; Chordata; Mammalia; Rodentia; Chinchillidae.
AUGCCGUGGGCAGCCGAAGGGCUGUAUGUGAUGUGGCUCUUUGAAUUGCCCCACACUCCUUGGAGCUCUGUUCUUCGUGCCCUUGAUGAAGGGAUCCGCUCAAGACAGACAGGCGGCUGGCGUGAGUACAGGAAAGAAGGAUUGUCGAAGUGUGGAAGAUGCAAGCAGGCAUUUUACUGCAAUGUGGAGUGUCAGAGAGAAGAUUGGCCCAUGCACAAGCUGGAGUGCUCCUCCAUGGUUGUCUUUGGGGAGAACUGGAACCCCUCGGAGACUGUGAGGCUGACAGCAAGGAUUCUGGCCAAACAGAAAAUCCACCCAGAGAGAACACCUUCCGAGAGAUUGUUAGCUGUGAAGGAAUUUGAAUCACAUCUGGACAAGCUGGACAACGAGAAGAAGGAUUUGAUUCAGAGCGACAUCGCCACGUUGCACCAGUUCUACUCCAAGCACCUCGAGUUCCCCGACCACGACAGCCUGGUGGUCCUCUUCGCACAGGUUAACUGUAAUGGCUUCACCAUUGAAGAUGAAGAACUUUCCCAUUUGGGAUCAGCGAUAUUUCCUGACGUGGCACUGAUGAAUCAUAGCUGUUGCCCCAAUGUCAUUGUGACCUACAAGGGGACGCUGGCGGAAGUGCGGGCGGUACAGGAGAUCCACCCCGGGGAAGAGGUGUUCACCAGCUACAUCGACCUCCUCUACCCGACGGAAGACAGGAACGACCGGCUGAGAGAUUCCUACUUCUUCACCUGCGAGUGCCGGGAGUGCACCACCAGGGACAAGGAUAAGGCCAAGGUGGAAAUCCGCAAGCUCAGCGACCCUCCGCAGGCCGAAGCCAUCCGGGACAUGGUCCGGUACGCUCGCAACGUCAUCGAGGAGUUCCGGAGAGCCAAGCACUACAAGUCCCCUAGCGAGCUGCUGGAGAUCUGCGAGCUGAGCCAGGAGAAGAUGAGCUCGGUGUUCGAGGACAGCAACGUGUACAUGCUGCACAUGAUGUAUCAGGCCAUGGGCGUCUGCCUGUACCUGCAGGACUGGGAGGGCGCCCUGAGGUACGGGCAGAAGAUCAUCAAGCCCUACAGCCGGCACUACCCUCUGUACUCGCUCAACGUGGCCUCCGUGUGGCUGAAGCUUGGCCGCCUGCAUCUGGGCCUGGAGAACAGAGCUGCCGGCGAGAAAGCCCUGAAGAAGGCCCUGGCCAUCAUGGAGGUCGCUCACGGCAAGGAUCAUCCCUACAUCUCCGAGAUCAAACGGGAGAUCGAAAGCCGCUGACGUUGCGCGGCUCGCCGGUUUCCAUCAGGAACUGUCGGGGAUUCACGUGUUCAAAUCUCGCGCCGCCCUCGGGCCGGCUGGGGCGGAGCCACGUUGGGGACCCCCGGCCCUGCGACCUGCCACCUGCCGCGUGCGCUUGCGGCUCAGCUGAGUGUCAGAUGCAUCUCGGACGCUUUCCUUCUCCCGCGACGUCACGGCAUGGUUCACACCUCACCCUGGCGCGGCCCGACGGCGCUUCACAGCUGCAGUCACGUUUCCCUUCCUGCCUCCUGUAAUGUGCCUGGCAAACUUGAAUGACGGCAGAGAAUAAAGGCGAUGCGUUGCUUGCA